Messenger RNA from Peniophora sp. CBMAI 1063, 1764 nucleotides. NCBI's taxonomy places the organism in Eukaryota, Fungi, Basidiomycota, Agaricomycetes, Russulales, Peniophoraceae. The record is from the annotation of a GenBank genome assembly.
AUGUCCCUGCUCCGCCACCUUGCGCGCCGUCCCCCACCCUCAAGACCGUUCCAGCUCAACGCCCGUCCCUUCCAACUCAACGCCGGUGGCGUCCGCGUACAUGUCUCCGCCCCAAAGCCUGAACCCCCCCGUCCGCGCAGGCUCAUACGGAGAAAUAUCUUCUAUGGCAGUUUGACUGCUAUGGCGCUGCAGAGCGACCAUCGGCCAUCUGUGAUGGCCAGGCAACAUUUCCAUACCACGGCGAGGAGAGAGGCCAUCCCGUUCUUGGGCUUGGCAGGAUUGCUCAAGGCCUCUACGAUUCUCGAAGUGAUACGAGCCGUAGGACGCGUAACGCUCACAUUUGUACCCUUCGUCCUGUUCAAGAACAUUGUGUCGCGAAAGUACUUGAAGAAGGUCGACCAGUUCAACGAGGAGCAUCCCGACAAGCCAUUCCCUUUCCAUCACGGCGAUGAGACGAAAUACGCGGAGAAGCGACAAUUCCUCAUACGCGGUAUCCGCAGGCGCACCAUCAUAUUCCACAUGUUGAUGUUCGCGCCUUUUGCACUAUUCGCCCUCGCUAUAUUGGCGAGUAUAGAGCGGACACCGCUUACGGGCCGAUGGCGCACCAUCUUGUUGUCUCCUGAGGAAGAGGAGGUGAUCGCACAGCAACUCGCCGGCGACGGCUGGUACCGCGCUGUGGCGGAGAUCUUGGCGCAGGAGGGCGUGCCUAGGCUCAUACCGCCUUCAGAUUGGCGAUAUCAAUGGGUGUACAACACCCUGCGCCAGCUUGAGGGUAUCAUCCCUGCACUCGGCGAGGAGGAGAACUUAGCGCCUGAAUGGUAUGCGCGUGGUGAUGAGGAUCCGCCGCUACCACCGCCCGCGGAAUACCCCCUCCGACCACGACCCCGAGCGAGCGAAGCUAUCCGUCUUUUCCGUUGUUCAGUCACUGGCGAAGGACCGUUACCGGGUGCAUCGUCACAUAACAUUCCUGGUCCGCCGUACUCGCUUCUCGUCAUUGACGACCCCGAGUCCUGCAAUGCGUUCUCGUACGGCUUUGGACCGGACGGCGCGGGCGGUAUCGUGGUCUUCUCUGGAUUCCUCGACCAGAUCAUGCGCGAUAACCCAUGUACACCCCCUCCGCCCGAGCCGACUUCGUCCUCCUGGUACUCCUCGCUUCUAGGCGGGAGCACGCCUCCACGCGCAGCAUCUUCACCAACACCGGAGCAAACAGCCGACCUUGCAGUUCUGCUCUCGCACGAACUCUCACAUCUUGUACUCGCGCAUCAUCUUGAGACGCUCUCGAGCAGCACAGUACUCGUCCCCGGGGUUUUCUCGAUCUUCUCGGACGUCCUACGCACGCUGCUCUUUCCCUUCACGGCGCUCAUGGGCCCGUUUGUGAAUGAUGCGCUCGCCAGUCUUGGCGCCGCGGGGAGCAUCGAGGCGUCCAUGUGUGGGAAGUACUGCACGACGAUGAAUCAGGAGAUCGAAGCGGACGUCGUUUCCGCCCGAUUGCUCGCAUACGCGGGCUUCGAUCCCCGUCGUGCGGUGCACUUUUGGGAGAGCAGGGAUGACCAGUGCGUCCCGGGCGCAGGACAGAGCGUGCAGGAGGAGAGGGAACGCAGGCAGUUGGCGCAGCAGAGGCAUGCGUCGAGUCCGAUGGCGUUGUUUGGGGAGAGCCAUCCGAUCAAUGAGGUUCGGGGGCAGAAGUUGAGGCAGGAGCUUGCGAGGUGGAGGGAGGAGCGCGAUAGGCGGAUCGAGCAGUUGCGGAAACUGCAUGAGCCAUAG